Bubalus bubalis (water buffalo) is the source of this 2417-nucleotide messenger RNA. It is a transcript of the gene SOCS2, whose product is annotated as suppressor of cytokine signaling 2. Gene Ontology annotation, biological process: phosphatidylinositol phosphate biosynthetic process; intracellular signal transduction. The coding region runs from base 815 to 1411 and encodes 198 amino acids. The transcript is spliced from 3 exons. Gene Ontology annotation, molecular function: 1-phosphatidylinositol-3-kinase regulator activity. The record is from RefSeq and is a predicted model, not a curated record. Gene Ontology annotation, cellular component: phosphatidylinositol 3-kinase complex. Lineage: Eukaryota; Metazoa; Chordata; Mammalia; Artiodactyla; Bovidae.
CGCCAGGCAGCCUGGGCUUCCGCAGUUUGGAGCCGCCGGGCUUGAGAGUCGGAACUGUGGCUCUGCCCGGGGGCUGGGAUCUACUGCCUGCUUUCUCCGGUUCUUUCCCGGCAUCUGGGAGUCUCCAGAGUUUUUUGUUUUUUUUUUUCCUCCUCCCCCCCCCGUAAACUGCCAUCCAGAUUAAUAAUCCUUCUAAUAACCUGAUCUCCCGCUCCUCCCCACCCGCCUGCCUCCCGCCCUGACUUUCCUCCCUCCCUCUCCCCUUCUCAUCUCCUUGGCUGCAGCCGGAGGGAACCCAGCAGCUGCCCCGGGUCGGGGGGCGGGGGCUGUCGGGGCCCGGAGGAGGUGUCUGAGCCCAGCCAGUCGAGGCAGUGGUCCCUGGGACUCACGUUUACUCUCUGCGCAGAGAACUCCGGACGACUCCGCCGCUGAGCGCAGGGCUAGUCACCGCCUUGGGCAUCUAGUUCCCAAAUUAAAAAGUCAACAGGGGAAACGGGCAGACACCCCUCCUCCCGGGCCCCUCCCGGCUCCCCCGCCCAGUGCGGGCUGGAGUCUGCCUGGUGUGGAGGCGGCCACGGCGGUCGAGGCCGAGGCGAACUGUGCGUGAACGCGCCUGCGGGGGAUUUGGCCAUCGGUGCACCGGAACCCGGGGAGGAAGAGCCUGCAGCGCCCCAUCCCCACCCCCUCCACCACCAUUUCGGGGACCCCUCAGGGAGUGGUUUUGGGGUUCCCACUGACUUCUCAGAAGGACGCGUGCCUUUCUCCAACCCCAGCUCGGGCGGCCACCUGUCUUUGCCGCGGUGACCUUUCUCCCAUGACCCUGCGGUGCCUCGAGUCCUCCGGGAAUGGCGCGGAAGGGGCGCAGAGCCAGUGGGGGACCGCGGGGUCGGCGGAGGAGCCGUCCCCAGAGGCGGCGCGUCUGGCGAAAGCCCUGCGGGAACUCAGUCACACAGGUUGGUACUGGGGAAGUAUGACUGUUAAUGAAGCCAAAGAGAAAUUAAAAGAGGCACCAGAAGGAACUUUCUUGAUUAGAGAUAGUUCGCAUUCAGACUACCUACUAACAAUAUCUGUUAAGACAUCAGCUGGACCAACUAAUCUUCGCAUCGAAUACCAAGAUGGGAAAUUUAGAUUGGACUCUAUCAUAUGUGUCAAGUCCAAGCUUAAACAAUUUGACAGUGUGGUUCAUCUGAUCGACUACUAUGUUCAGAUGUGCAAGGAUAAGCGGACAGGCCCAGAAGCCCCCCGGAACGGCACUGUUCACCUUUAUCUGACCAAGCCACUCUACACAUCAGCACCACCUCUGCAGCAUCUCUGUAGACUCACCAUUAACAAGUGUACCAGCACCAUCUGGGGACUGCCUUUACCAACAAGACUAAAAGAUUAUUUGGAAGAAUAUAAAUUCCAGGUAUAAGUGUUUCUUUUUUUUCUAAACAUGCCUCCUAUAGAAUAUCUCCGAAUGCAGCUAUGUAAAAGAGAACCAAAUCUUGAGUGACGGCUCUGGAUAACUACGCGGAAUUCUAAGACCAGCUGAAGUCAAUCUGAUUUAAUUGUGUGGCAAGGUAGCUAGGUAUUUAAAGUUUUCCCCACAUGUUUUCAACUGAGGGAUGCUUCCCUUCCUAAGGCUGACCAAGACCAGUUGAUCCUUUUAAGUUAAGAAUAAAACGUCCCAAGUAAAGGCUGAAGGAACAUUUUCUCAGAACUCUGACUUUCUGAGGUUCGUUGGUGUUAGGUGAAAGGUCCCAGCACUGGUAGGAGAGAAAGAGCUCCACUUAGGAGUGCCGAAGAAGUGGAAGGAACGAAACUGACACAGGCUUAACUUCAGUUCUGUGUGCCUGGUGAUCAGAGUCUAUUUUAGGACAUUUGAUAUUUUGCAUUCUGAUGUACUUAGGAGAUUUGUUAAACAGAUAUGCUUGUGAGUAUUUAUCCUUCUUUUUAUGCAAUUAACCAAAUCAACCAAAAAAGGUGACCAUGAAGUCCUGUAUUUGUCUUUUUACUACAUGUAUGAACUCUCUCAUGAAUGAGUUCUGUAGUAAUCCUCUUCAAGGGAGCCUUAUUUCAGAAAUAUUUCAAACUGGUGCAAAUGGAAAAGAUUUCUUUUCCUUUAAGGCUAAAGACAAGAAUGUCAUGCUAUACAGGUGCAACUCAAUCCCUGUUAAUAAAACCAUGUAGAUAGAGACAUUUUACCCUUUGAAACAGCUGCGUCCCCAACCUGUUGCCAUUGAUUUUUUUGGAAAUGGCUUUAGGAAUUUCCAAGUGGUCUAACCAUAGACAUUAGCAGUUGUCUCCCUUCUACCAUGUAGAAUACUUUGACUUAAUUUUCUUCCACAUAUAGGGGGAUACAUGCCUGCUUUUCAAAGUGUUUAUUUACUGCUGUUACUAUUUGAUUAGAAUGUAUUAAAUAAAAAAAAAUGGACUUU